Nerophis lumbriciformis (worm pipefish) is the source of this 450-nucleotide messenger RNA. The record is from RefSeq and is a predicted model, not a curated record. Lineage: Eukaryota; Metazoa; Chordata; Actinopteri; Syngnathiformes; Syngnathidae.
AUGCACUGGCAACGUUAUAAAAGUAGAGGGCUGCUCAGCACAUUUACUGUCCUUCACGCCCAGUUUAAAGAGCAUCUUGUACCAAUGUUAAAAUAUAAGCAGUCUGUGGACGGUUCGAGGCUUCUCCGAACUACCAACACGCCGACCCAGGAUGUCUGCGGCGGGGCAGAACUUGAAAACGCGUUGGAGGGCAGCCCACCCGAGUCCCAACCAUCGAGUAGAGAGCUGACAGAGGAGGAGUUGCUCAUCCAUAGAGUACACACAGAAGCGUGCCAGGCAAAGAAGCAGAUGUAUGUUGACCCUUCCAGUGGGUACAAGGUGUUCACAGAAUAUGCCCACCUUCAGCGGGGGAAAUGCUGUGGCAGUGCUUGCAGACAUUGUCCAUAUGGCCAAGUCAACGUAAAAGACCCUGCAAUGAAGAAAAUGUUUAAUUCUCAAUUUUAUGUAUAG